AUGACAUAUCUUCCAUUCGUAUUCGCUACUAUCUGGUUCAGCUUUGUAUUGACUUGUCCACCUACCCCUCCACCAGGAGGAGGAGGGACAGGAGGUGGUGGUGGAGGAGGAGGAGGAGGAGGAGGUAACAGUACCGGUAAACGCGAGGUUGACGACAUCGAGUUUACCGUGGUCAGCAAUCAGAAAUUCGAUCCCGCUAUGAACGACUCACAUAUGCAAGUUUUUAAAAGCCUAUUGAAUGAUUACGUUAAAGCCAAAGGAGCAAAUUAUAACAAGGACAUGGUGCAAGAGGAGAUGAUAAAUAUCGAUGGCAACUUUGCGAUUCUCUACACUCUACAGGGUUACGACUGCGACGGGAUGAACAAAUUCUUGCAUGAAGCUAAGAGUAGCGCAAACUUCAUCAAGGACAUCAAAGUCAAGUGUGGUGGAAGGCCGCAGUUUGUUGUUGCCUGA
Messenger RNA from Cylicocyclus nassatus, 453 nucleotides. NCBI's taxonomy places the organism in Eukaryota, Metazoa, Nematoda, Chromadorea, Rhabditida, Strongylidae. The record is from the annotation of a GenBank genome assembly.